CCCAACCGCCCGCGGAGCCCCUGGGGGCAGCUGGACCCCUACGACUCCUCCGAGGAUGACAAGGAGUACGUGGGCUUUGCCACGCUGCCCAACCAGGUGCAUCGCAAGUCGGUGAAGAAGGGCUUCGACUUCACCCUCAUGGUGGCAGGGGAAUCCGGGCUGGGCAAAUCCACCCUGGUCAACAGCCUCUUCCUGACGGACAUGUACAGGGACCGCAAGCUGCUCAACGCUGAAGAGCGCAUCACGCAGACGGUGGAGAUCACCAAGCACGUGGUGGACAUCGAGGAGAAGGGGGUCAAGCUGCGCCUGACCAUCGUGGACACGCCGGGCUUUGGGGACGCCGUCAACAACACCGAGUGCUGGAAGCCGGUGGCUGACUACAUCGACCAGCAGUUCGAGCAGUAUUUCCGUGACGAAAGCGGCCUCAACCGGAAAAACAUCCAGGACAACCGAGUGCACUGCUGCAUCUACUUCAUCUCGCCCUUCGGCCACGGGCUGCGGCCCCUGGAUGUGGAGUUCAUGAGAGCCCUGCACCAGCGCGUGAACAUCGUGCCCGUGCUGGCCAAAGCUGACACCCUGACCCCCGCCGAGGUGGAGCGCAUGAAGAAUAAGAUCCGGGAGGAGAUCGACCACUACGGAAUCCGCAUCUACCAAUUCCCUGAGUGCGACUCGGACGAGGAUGAGGAGUUCAAGCUGCAGGACCAGGCGCUGAAGGAGAGCAUC
Molecule: messenger RNA, 723 nt
Organism: Cyanistes caeruleus (blue tit)
Lineage: Eukaryota; Metazoa; Chordata; Aves; Passeriformes; Paridae
Source: RefSeq, a predicted model, not a curated record